GGAAUUAAAGCCCAUCCUUCCAGCGCAGCCAGCCCCAGGGGACGCGAGGGGGAGCAGCUUCCUGGCCCUGAGAAACCGGACCAUCCUGUCACUGGCUGGGACCCAGACCCGGGGCUCGAGCCUGUGGACGGUUUCUUGACCAGUGCCCAGCAUGGUGAUGUAGCCAACCAUUGGUGAAGCGCCUCCAGAGGCCAAGAACCACGAGGAGGAGGAGGAGGUGGGGAAUUAGGCCGCCAUGGAGCCGCCUCCGGCACUCCAAGCUGCAUUGGGAAGUGAGGUGAUCGCACUGCACUACAACUACACCGGCAAACUGAACUGGGCGCGCUACGAUCCGGGCGGAGGCUUGCGCGUAGACGCCGCAGUCUUCCUGGCAAUAUGUGGCCUCAUCAUCCUGGAGAACCUGGCAGUUCUGCUAGUCCUGUGGAGCCACAAGAAGUUCCAUGCGCCCAUGUACCUACUUUUAGGCAGCCUGACCCUCUCCGACUUGCUGGCCGGUGCCGCCUACACCGUCAACAUCCUCUUGUCUGGGGCCCGCACCUUGCACCUGUCGCCCGCUCUCUGGUUCGCCCGCGAGGGCGGUAUCUUCGCGACGCUGGCAGCCUCGGUGCUCAGUUUGCUAGCCAUAGCGCUGGAGCGACACUUGACCAUGGAGAGCCGUCGGCCGGCGCCCAUACACCGGCGGGGCCGCACGCUGCUGCUGGCGGGAGCCGCGUGGCUGGCCUCCCUGCUGAUCGGACUCCUUCCCGGCCUGGGCUGGAACUGCCUAGGCCGGCUGGCGCAGUGUUCCACAGUGCUCCCCCUCUACGCCAAGCCCUACGUGCUUUUCUGCGUAAUUGUCUUCCUGGUCAUUCUUGUGGCUAUCUUCGUGCUCUACGCUCGCAUCUAUUGUCAGGUACGCGCCAACACGAAGAAGCUGCGCCUUCGGGCUGCGUCUGGAGGGUCCCGACGCCUGCCCAAGUCGCUGGCGCUGUUGCGCACAGUGACCGUGGUACUGCUGGCGUUCGUCGUGUGCUGGGGACCACUCUUCUUGCUGCUGCUGCUGGAUGUGGCGUGUCCGGCGAGAGCCUGCCCCAUACUCCUGCAGGCGGACUAUUUCCUGGGGUUAGCUAUGGCCAACUCGCUGCUCAAUCCCAUCAUCUACACGCUUACUAACCGGGACCUGCGCCGGGCGCUCCUGCGCCUCUUCUGCUGUUUCCGUUACUGCUGCUGCUGCUAUUGCUGUAGGCCCCUGCGCCCAGGGCCAGGCGGUGGCGAGGGUGCAGCCAACGCGCGCUGGCGGCUACCUCCCAUCCUGGAGUGCAGCACCAGCAAGUCGGAGCGCUCCUCCAACAGACACGAGGGGUUGGACACUAGCGUCUCCACAGGCAACGCCACGCCCACGCGCCCUCCCGUUUAAGACUAGCGUCAGAAGACCAGACUAUUUCCCGACCCCUCUUCAGGACCCAGUCCUCUCCUCCUGCACUAUUUUCAGAUU
Molecule: messenger RNA, 1474 nt
Organism: Sarcophilus harrisii (Tasmanian devil)
Lineage: Eukaryota; Metazoa; Chordata; Mammalia; Dasyuromorphia; Dasyuridae
Gene: S1PR5
Product: sphingosine-1-phosphate receptor 5
Exons: 2
Coding region: 236-1396 (386 amino acids)
Biological process (GO): G protein-coupled receptor signaling pathway
Cellular component (GO): membrane
Molecular function (GO): sphingosine-1-phosphate receptor activity
Source: RefSeq, a predicted model, not a curated record